CAUCAAAUUUUUUGUUGUAAUUUUGUUGUUAUUUUUGGGUCCUGACUACUAUCAGCAGAGCAAGCUAUCGGCGUUGGGGAUGGACCAUCGUCCCUUGCUCUUGCUGUCGCUGUCCCUGAUCCUGAUCCUAGAAAUGGAGACCGCCACGUGUCAGACGGAAGUGUCUCUUAAUGUGUCCAGUGUAUCGUCAUCGUCGUCCUUUUACAUCCAGCCAAAGGUGGUUGGAGGCUAUGCGGUGACCAUUAAUCAGGUGCCCUAUCAGGUAUCCAUACGGCGGCGUUCCAUCCACGAGAAACAGUACGGUAUGGGACAUGUAUGCGGCGGAACGAUCAUUUCCCAGCGGGUUGUCUGCUCGGCAGCUCAUUGUUUUGCCAUAAAUUCAACUGGUUUACCGCUGGAGUACCGCGAACCGGAACUGUUUGUCGUGGUGGCCGGGAGUAGUGCCAUCGAUCAGACGGACCGCUUCACCACGGAGUAUCUGGUGCGACGGAUUGUGGGUCACAAGCAGUACAAUUCCAGCACCUUGGAGAACGAUAUCGCUCUGCUCUUCAUCGACGGAUAUAUACCCUGGGAUUCGCCGGGAGCCCGAGCUCUGGAACUUGCUACCGAAUCGCCCGUCGAGGGCACCAUCUGCCUCAUUCACGGCUGGGGCAAGAUCAAUGCGAACGAUAAAUCCUCUACGCUACAACAAGCCCCCGUGCCCAUCUUGAGGAAGAGCCUCUGCAAUAUUAUCUACAAGCUGCCGGAGUCGCAGUUGUGUGCCGGAUUCCUGCAGGGCGGUAUCGAUGCCUGCCAGGGUGACUCUGGAGGACCGCUCGUCUGCUCUGGCCGGCUAGCCGGAAUCAUCUCGUGGGGCGUCGGUUGUGCGGAUCCCGGCUAUCCGGGUGUUUAUACGAAUGUCACACAUUUUCUUGACUGGAUCCGUAUCGCCAAUUCCUCACUGGACUACUCCGAUUACGGGGAUCGGUCCAUUCAUAACUGUGGAACCUGUUUCUGGACAUGUCCUGCCUUCUGGUUGCUGGUGACCAGCCUAACGAUCCUGUGGAAACUAUUCAAUGGCCUGUAG
Messenger RNA from Drosophila bipectinata, 1066 nucleotides. RefSeq names its product trypsin eta. NCBI's taxonomy places the organism in Eukaryota, Metazoa, Arthropoda, Insecta, Diptera, Drosophilidae. The record is from RefSeq and is a predicted model, not a curated record. Gene Ontology annotation, molecular function: serine-type endopeptidase activity. Gene Ontology annotation, biological process: proteolysis.